Molecule: messenger RNA, 2478 nt
Organism: Anisakis simplex (herring worm)
Lineage: Eukaryota; Metazoa; Nematoda; Chromadorea; Rhabditida; Anisakidae
Source: the annotation of a GenBank genome assembly
AUGCAAUUUUAGAAGUCAAUUUAUCGUGUUCGAUNAUACGAACUUGUAGCGCAUAAGUUCUAUUUGGACUAUCAACCAGCUGCUUAUUUCUGUGUCUAUCAAAAAGUUCGUCAACGAGCCGUAUCGCAACAUAUCGACAGUUUCGAUGAUCGACCUUAUGCGAAUUUACCUGGACCUGCAAUGGCACGUGGCGUGAAUCUCGACGUAUGGAUGAGGCGCUAUUUUAACCCGAAGCCACCUAAUGUGGUCAGGUUUAAUCAGGGCAAUGACCCCAUGGGACACAAAACAGCUUCCAAUCAUCUUGUCCGCAAUGGUUGUUUUCUGUGUCGUACAAGUCGUCCUCGUCAAUGGAAUUACGAUUAUGCACGGCGGGUCUACAAUGAGAAGUUGCAUGUGGCAAUCAAAAAUAUUGGUUUAAUGGAAAGUGGAAUUGACUGUAAUAAACUGACGAGGGAAAAUGGUUCGGCACUGUAUCGAGAAAGAACGAAACGAUGGAAAUAUAAUUUCAAUAUAUCGAAUCCCUUAUUGAAACUAAGAAAUCGCACUGGCAGAUGUAAUUACCUGACGAAUCAAUACGGUUUCAACACCUUACCACUUUCUGACGAAGAGAAGGAAUUUCCGAUCGCUUAUGGAUUAUUGAUAUUUAAAAACGCCAUUCAGAUUUACCAUAUGAUGAGUGCGAUUUAUCAUCCACAGAACGCAUAUUGCAUAGCGAUAAGUAAUGGAAGCGAUGCGGAGUUUAAACGAUCAGUCAAUUUCAUCGGAGAAUGCUUCCCGAACGUUCAUGUCAUGAUUGUAAGUAAUGUUCGGUGGGGUGGACACGGUGUUCUGACGGGUGUUCUUGACUGCUUACGUUACCUGGCAGCAUCGAAAAUAGAAUGGAAAUAUUUUCAGUAUCUUUCGGGCACUGAUCUCCCUCUAAAAACGAAUCGUGAAAUGGUGAGAAUAUUCAAGCGUUUGAAUGGUACGUUCAAUUCAGAAGUGACCGAAUUUCAAGAAGGUCGACUCGGACCGAAAAAGGGUGUAAUACCGCCACAUGGAAUUCGGUUAUUCAAAUCGAGUUUGUCGGCAACAUUCAGUCGUGAGUCGGCGAAUUUUAUCGCGAACAGUGCAACGGUGAACGAGCUUGUUGAUUACCUUAAUGGAACCGACAUAUCGGAUGAAGGCUUCUGGACAACCGUUGCUGGUAAUCCUGAAAAAAUUCCAAUGCCCGGAGCUUUCAAUGGGACACGUUUUUUGCAAUUCGUUAAUGAAAUCAGACGCAAACAACGAGAAGAGAAUCGAACGGAGAGCACCAUGAUGCAUUACUACAUUUCGCGUUAUCAAGUAUGGACGUCGAAGCCAAAUAAAUUCUGCACUGGUACAAUUGUCGCCAGUUCAUGUGUAUACGGAGUUGGUGACAUUCCGAUUCUACUCCGAAGAUACGAACUUGUAGCGCAUAAGUUCUAUUUGGACUAUCAACCAGCUGCUUAUUUCUGUGUCUAUCAAAAAAUUUACCAUAUGAUGAGUGCGAUUUAUCAUCCACAGAACGCAUAUUGCAUAGCGAUAAGUAAUGGAAGCGAUGCGGAGUUUAAACGAUCAGUCAAUUUCAUCGGAGAAUGCUUCCCGAACGUUCAUGUCAUGAUUGUACGUGAUGUUCGGUGGGGUGAAUACGGUGUUCUGACGGGUGUUCUCGACUGCUUACGUUUCUUGGCAGCAUCAAAAAUAAAAUGGAAAUAUUAUCAGUAUCUUUCGGGCUUCGAUCUUCCUCUAAAAACAAAUGGCGAAAUGGUGAGGAUAUUCAAGCGUUUGAAUGGUUCAUUCAACUCGGAAGUGACGCAUUUUGAAAAUUAUCGUAUUGCAAAGAAAAAGAGUGCAAAACCGCCACAAGGAGUUCGGUUAUUCAAAUCGAGUUUGUCAGCAACAUUCAGUCGUGAAUCGGCGAAUUUUAUGGUGAACAAUAAGAAAGUGAAGGAGCUUAUUGAUUACCUUAAUGGCACAUUCAUCCCAGAUGAAACCUUUUGGACAACCGUUGCUGGUAAUCCUGAAAAAUAUCCAAUGCCCGGAGGAUUUAAUGGGACUCGUUUCUUGCGAUUCGUUGAGGAACUUGAACGAAGACAGCAGAAGGAGUAUUCAAUGAAGUAUACGACCGAUUCCAGUCAAUACUAUAUAUCGCGUUACCAAGUGUGGUGGGGGGUACUAAAUAUGAUUUGCGCCGGUAAAUUUGUCGCUGGUUCAUGUGUAUACGGAGUUGGUGACAUUCCGAUUCUACUCCGAAGAUACGAACUUGUAGCGCAUAAGUUCUAUUUGGACUAUCAACCAGCUGCUUAUUUCUGUGUCUAUCAAAAAGUUCGUCAACGAGCCGUAUCGCAACAUAUCGACAGUUUCGAUGAUCGACCUUAUGCGAAUUUACCUGGACCUGCAAUGGCACGUGGCGUGAAUCUCGACGUAUGGAUGAGGCGCUAUUUUAACCCGAAGCCAGUGACGCGAGCACCUUGA